AUGGCCCCAACUAUCCUCAUUGUCGGUGCUACCGGUAACACUGGCCAAAGCGUUGUCGAAACACUGCCAAAGUUACUCCAAGCCAGCAACAAUCUAUGUCAGCACCGCAUCAUCGCUCUUACUCGUUCCUCUAAGAGCCCAGCGGCACAAGAACUUGCCAAACUGCCUGGUGUCGAAAUAUUUGAGCAGAACUGGACCGAAAUUACUCCUGACUGGCUUCGUGAACACGAAGUUGUGAGAGUGUUCAUUGCAUCUCACAACGAACCCACCCAAUUCGCCGAUGAAACCACAUUUCACAUUGCCGCCCUCAACGCCGGUGUCAAGUACGUCGUGCGAAUCUCGACUACCGCCGCGAAUGUACGACCCGAUUGCAAGGCUUACUACGCACGUACUCACUGGGCAAUUGAGACUCUCCUCAGCUCACCGGAAUUCGCCGCUAUGCAGUGGACUUCCCUCCAGCCCAACGUCUUCACAAACUUCUACCUUUCCAACGCCGCGGAACUGAUCAAAAAGUACCGCCAAACUGGAAAGCAGGAUAAACUCAGGCUGAUGGCGUCUGAGGACUCGCCCUGUGGUAUCAUCGAUCCCAAAGACGUUGGUAUUUUCGCAGCCCAUCUUUUGUCCCUGGACGAUCCCACUGCGCAUAAUAAGGCCAAAUACGUCCUGAACGGUCCCGAGGACAUAACUGGAAAGCAGCUCGUCACCAUGGUCGAGCAGUACAUUGGCACACAGGUUGAGGAGGUUAGCUACAAGGAUAUGUCAUUCCUCGAGAUGCUUUAUGAAUUCAAAUACGCCCAAACUUCCCAGUCAAAGAAUGUCAUCAUGUCGAUCAAACAUGCCGCAGAGACCGCAUGGGAAGGCAAAUGCUCGGCAUCCACUACCAGCCCUGAGGUACUGAAGCUCGCUGCACCAAAGGGUACAUGCGCGGAUGCGUUGAAAGCCUUACUACAGAUGGAAUGA
Penicillium pulvis is the source of this 960-nucleotide messenger RNA. RefSeq names its product NmrA-like family protein. NCBI's taxonomy places the organism in Eukaryota, Fungi, Ascomycota, Eurotiomycetes, Eurotiales, Aspergillaceae. The coding region runs from base 1 to 960 and encodes 319 amino acids. The record is from RefSeq and is a predicted model, not a curated record. The transcript has a single exon.